This is a messenger RNA of Ostrinia nubilalis (European corn borer), 1094 nucleotides long. RefSeq names its product glyceraldehyde-3-phosphate dehydrogenase 2-like. Gene Ontology annotation, molecular function: NAD binding; NADP binding; glyceraldehyde-3-phosphate dehydrogenase (NAD+) (phosphorylating) activity. Lineage: Eukaryota; Metazoa; Arthropoda; Insecta; Lepidoptera; Crambidae. Bases 95 to 1093 code for a protein of 332 amino acids. Gene Ontology annotation, cellular component: cytosol. The record is from RefSeq and is a predicted model, not a curated record. The transcript has 2 exons. Gene Ontology annotation, biological process: glucose metabolic process; glycolytic process.
CCUUCAAAGCGUUGGCUUGACAUUUCCAAUCUCCGUCUUGUGGAGAGCGUACGUGUCUAGUGAUAUUUGAAUAUUACAUCAAAUUUAUUCCGACAUGUCGAAGAUCGGUAUCAACGGUUUUGGCCGCAUUGGGCGUCUGGUGCUCCGUGCUUCCAUCGAGAAGGGCGCCCAAGUCGUUGCCAUCAACGACCCUUUCAUCGGCUUGGACUACAUGGUCUACUUAUUCAAAUAUGACUCCACUCACGGCCGCUUCAAGGGAACCAUUGAGGUUCAGGGUGACAACCUUGUCGUCAAUGGUAACAAGAUUGCCGUCUUCUCUGAGAGGGACCCUAAAGCCAUUCCUUGGGGUAAGGCUGGUGCUGAGUACGUCGUAGAAUCCACCGGCGUAUUCACCACUAUCGAGAAGGCUUCGGCUCACUUGGAAGGUGGUGCCAAGAAGGUCAUCAUCUCUGCUCCCAGUGCUGAUGCCCCCAUGUACGUGGUCGGCGUCAACCUCGAGUCAUACGACCCCUCUGCCAAAGUCAUUUCCAAUGCCUCAUGCACCACCAACUGCCUUGCUCCUCUGGCUAAAGUAAUCCACGACAACUUCGAGAUCAUCGAGGGUUUGAUGACAACUGUACACGCCACCACUGCCACCCAGAAGACCGUGGACGGUCCCUCCGGUAAACUGUGGCGUGACGGCCGUGGCGCCCAACAGAACAUCAUUCCUGCUUCCACUGGCGCAGCUAAGGCUGUUGGCAAAGUCAUUCCUGCUCUCAACGGUAAACUGACCGGUAUGGCCUUCCGUGUCCCUGUUGCCAACGUCUCUGUUGUUGAUCUCACUGUCCGCCUCGGCAAGCCCGCUUCCUACGAAGCUAUCAAGCAGAAGGUGAAGGAGGCCGCUGAAGGUCCUUUGAAGGGCGUCCUUGGAUACACCGAAGACCAAGUUGUAUCUUCGGACUUCAUUGGUGACACUCACUCUUCCAUCUUCGACGCUGCUGCUGGUAUCUCUCUGAACGACAACUUCGUCAAGCUCAUCAGCUGGUACGACAAUGAAUACGGUUAUUCCAGCAGAGUCAUCGAUCUGAUCAAGUACAUCCAGACCAAGGAUUAAA